UGUCGGCUACACUGACGAAUACAACCCAGACUUCCCCUUGAGCUCGUGCGCAAUAGCCUGUUGACGACGUUUGACAAGUUUAAGAAAUUGAGAGAAUUUCAGUUUUUAACCGGAGAAUUAAGCUAUGUUCAGGAAUGGUAAAAUCACGGAUUUUCUUCUAAAUUAAAUGAUCAGUGGAAUCUUCUCAAUCAACAGACGUGACUUAAUAGUAAACCAGGAUGGACACAUCAUCCCUCAGGAUUGUCCUGUUGGGCAAGUCAGGAGCUGGGAAAAGUUUAUCAGGAAACACCAUCCUGGGAAGGUCAGCUUUUGAAUCAAAAUUAAGCUUCAAGGCUGUGACAAAAACAUGUACAGAGCAGACUGAUAAAGUCUCUGGAAGACAAAUCUGGGUGGUCGACACACCAGGAAUUACCAGUACUGAAGAAGAGCAAAUUGAAGAAGAGCAAAUUAAAUCAGAGUGUCAACAUGCCCUUGAAUCAUCCAUUCCCUGUCUGUUUCUGGUAGUACUCAAGGUAGACAGGUUCACCGAGGAGGAUCAGAAAAUAGUGAAGAAAAUUGAGAAGAUCUUGGGUGAUAAAGGAAUAGACAAGAGUUACAUUCUGUUCACAAAUGGUGAUGCUCUCAAAGGCAUGAAAAUAGAGGAUUUCAUUUUUGAAGAUGAAGAGGGUGUGCUCCCAAAAGUUGUUCGGAGAUUUGGUGCAAAAUACCAUGUGUUCAACAAUGACACUGGAAGUCAAGAUCAGGUUGAGGAGCUUCUGACCAAGUCGGGAUACCUGACAUCGAGUGUCCCAGAAAACACAGAAGACAGAAGAAUCGUGUUGCUGGGUAGAAGUGGAGUUGGGAAGAGUGCAUCAGGGAACACCAUUCUGGAUCUGAGAAGGUCUGAACAGUUUAAGUCUGACUGUUGCUUUGGCUCCGUAACCACACAUAGUGAGGCCAAAACAGCACCGGUAGCAGGAAGGGAAGUGACUGUGAUAGAUACACCUGGUCUUUCUGAUGAGAGACACUCUGCUGAGCAUUUAUUUGAUGAGAUGAUGAAGGGUUUUUUGCUCUCUGCACAAGGGCCACAUGCCUUUGUCUUUGUGUUUGAGAUUGGGAGGGUAACAAGCAAUGAUGCUGACAUGCUUCGUCUACUUGAAAAGCUAUUUAAUGCUGAUGCUAUGAAAUAUGCAAUGGUUCUUUUCACUCAUGGUGAUAAACUCAAAAACCAACCAAUCGAAGGAAAAAUACAGGCAAACGAGGAUCUAAAACAAAUGGUUGAGAUGUGUGGUGGCAGGUACUGUGUCUUUAACAAUGAAGCUGCGACCAACAAACAGCAGGUCAGGAAUCUACUAGAGAGAAUAGAUGAGAUGGUAGCAGAAAACAAUGGCGAAUGUUACAGCUCUGAGCUGUUCAAAAUGACAAACAAUUUAAUGCAAGAGAAUGCAAUUCGGAGACGAAUAAGAGAUAGGCCUACACCAACAGAUACGCAGCCACAUGACAGCAACAGGACAUCAGCUAGAUCCAACAAUGACCCAACACCUGAUCAAGAAGAUCUAGGAUGGGUCUUGUCAAUGAUUAGGAGGUACUUGCCAUGGUUAUGGAAGGUCUUAUUUUUUUUAAAAUCAUUUUGUGCAAACCAGUCCCCAGAAAGGGAAGGCCGACUGGCAAUGCAUGCUAUGAGCUGUUAGCUGCAAGAAUACCACCCACUAGUUUCUAAAAGACAUUAAGGCAGAUUAUGUCACUAAGGGCUCGAUUCAAUCCGUAGCGCCAAUUUGAGCCGACAUACAGCGUUUACAGUGAACUCAGUCUUCGUAAACAUUCCCUUUAAAAUUCAAUUUUUAUAGUGCUGAACUUUGGCAAUACGGAUUGAAUUGAGCCCUAAGGCUGGAUUUCAAUCAAAGACACUUGUUAUCAAGUUUACUGUACAUGCGGAUUGCCUCUAAUCCGCUUGUCGUCCCCUUAUGCCAUAGUUUGUACAUCUCAAUUGUCAUUCGAAACCACAUUUGUUUAAGCAAGUCAGCCAUAUCAGCUAUGUUUUUUUUAAAGAUAGUAAAUGAGGCUGAAUGAACUGUUUUGGUGCCAGACAAGGCUCCGCUGAUAGUCAGGUGUAGCAGUGGUGGACUGCUGCAGGGACAGCUUUAUGGAGGCCCGUUUUAGUGCAAUUAAUAUAUUGUUUAGUGUUGAGUUGUGUAGUGGCUUUGUUGGCAUGCAUCCCGCAUUUUUUUUCUUGCCCUACCAAGAUUUACAUGCUAAAAUCACCACUGCGCAAGAUCAACCAGUAUCAGAUCUACUAUUGUUGGACUACCGACCUAUGUUGGUCUCCCUCUGUUUUCCGUGGCCUUUCUCCGCUGGAGAUCUGUUGGCGGAUUUGAUUGUCUGACUGACCGACUGACUCCAACUUUUUUGCAUAUGGUAUUUCAUUUGUUUUAGUGUGAUUUAUACUGUGUUGGAUUAUGUGUUCAGUUGUAUUUGAAGAUUACUGAGAUAUCCGAUACUCUUUAUUGUUUGUGGAGCUGGAGUUUAUUGCAAUCUUAUUGUGCUGAUUGAGACCGGUUUCAUGCAUCACAUGCUUGACUUGGGUUCGCUGCACUGAUUUACCGGGCUGAAUUUUUUUUAAAUCCCGGGCUGGAUUUUUAUUUUAUUUUUAGGUAUGGGACACUUACCAGUGAACCAAGGUUGUUAUUAUUUUUGGGCUGUUGUUGUUAUUAUAUUGAUUGUGUGAUUAUUGUGAUAAUACAACAAACGCAAAAGAACAGUGGUUUUGAAGUUAUUUCCAAUGUUUUAAAGGUUUAUGAAAAUUG
Messenger RNA from Oncorhynchus tshawytscha (Chinook salmon), 2783 nucleotides. Its product is annotated as GTPase IMAP family member 8. The record is from RefSeq and is a predicted model, not a curated record. Gene Ontology annotation, molecular function: GTP binding. NCBI's taxonomy places the organism in Eukaryota, Metazoa, Chordata, Actinopteri, Salmoniformes, Salmonidae. Bases 219 to 1670 code for a protein of 483 amino acids. The transcript has 3 exons.